Harpia harpyja (harpy eagle) is the source of this 8088-nucleotide messenger RNA. RefSeq names its product zinc finger protein 804B (gene ZNF804B). The record is from RefSeq and is a predicted model, not a curated record. The coding region runs from base 589 to 4707 and encodes 1372 amino acids. The transcript has 4 exons. Gene Ontology annotation, cellular component: nucleus. Lineage: Eukaryota; Metazoa; Chordata; Aves; Accipitriformes; Accipitridae.
CUCCGCCGGCGGAGGUGAGGCGAGGCGGGGCGCCGACUGCAGCGGCGGCACGGGAGGACUGGGUCGGCGAGGGAUCUCCGCGGAGGCCGGCUGCAUCCACCACCCAGCCCGGCGGAGGGAAGAGCCAUGAGAAGCAGCCGCCGCUCGAGCUGCCGCCGAGCAACUCCCCUCCGGAUGUCGGCUGCCGGUGGCCUGGUCUGAGGAGGAGGAGGGAGGGAGGGACGGGGCCGUAGCAGCGGCGGACUGUGCAAGUUGCGCUCUGCCCUUCUUCUUCCCGGGCCCGUCUCCUACCCGCGGAGCAGCAUGCGGACUGGCCUCCGCGCUCCCUCAGAUGUGCUCUGGCUGCCGCCGCUGCUGCCGCCUUCAGUGCAUCCUGCUGCUGGCAGCCCUAACCCGGGCGCUGGAUGAGACGGGAGGGGGGAGAUCGCUGCUGCGGUUCCGCCCGCUCCUUCAUGCGGGCUUCUGCUCCGGCGGGGGUAGCACCGCCGCCGCCGCCGCCGCCGCCGCCGAGGAGGAGCCGGCCUGCCUUCCCCCCCGCCGCCCGCCGGGCUGGGGCGCUCCCCCCGCUCGCCCGCCCGGGGGGCCCGCAUGGCGUGCUACCUGGUCAUCAGCUCCCGGCACCUCAGCAACGGGCACUACCGCGGCAUCAAAGGCGUCUUCAGGGGACCGCUCUGCAAGAAGGGCGCUCGCUCGCCGGUAACUGCCACCUCCUCGCUCCCUCCCUCACUUGCCCCCCGCACGGACUAUGCUGAGAAGGAGAAAGCUGCAGCCAAGGCUCUGGAGGAUGUGAAGGCUAACUUCUACUGUGAACUAUGUGACAAGCAGUACCACAAACACCAGGAAUUUGACAACCACAUCAAUUCUUACGACCAUGCUCACAAGCAGAGAUUGAAAGAUUUAAAACAAAGGGAAUUUGCUCGAAAUGUGGCUUCAAAGUCAUGGAAAGAUGAGAAGAAACAGGAAAAAGCACUCAAGCGGCUCCACCAGCUCGCAGAGUUACGGAAGCAGUCAGAAUGCAUCACUGGGAGUGGACCAUUGCUUAAAGCCCCCAGAUUAGUCAUGGAAAAGCAGCAAUCACCAGAUGGCAUUUUCCUGUACAAGGGUGGCAAGUUCACAGCCAGUUCUCCAAGAACCACCACAAGUGAAGGACAAGGUUUCUCCAGCAGCGUACUAGAGAAACAGCAGAUUAUCAUAAGCAGGCACCAGUCCCCUACUGAAAGACCCCAUGCGCUUGGAAAUCAAGUCUCACAAGCACUCCCAGAUAGCACCAAUACUUCUCAAAGGGCAGGAGUGUCUUUCUCAUUCUCUAAAAAAGUCCCUUUGAAGCUCGAGUCCUCAGCAUCAGUCUUCAGUGAGAACUCUGAAGAAGGAAAUGAUUGUAGUGAAUCCCCCAACCAUAAAACAAAGCAAGCUCUUGAGGGCUGUUGUUCUGGUACACUUUUGGAGGAGCACAUGAAAGCAAGCUUGGAUAAAGGGCUACCUAUUACACAAGCCCAAAAGGAUUUGGAUAACAGUGCAUCAAGUCAUGUAGCUGCAAAACCUAAAAUGCUGAAGGAAAAUGAUAAAAGUAGUGAUAGAGAAUUAGAAGAAAAGGUCAGUGCUCAUCCUUUAUUUUCCAAAACCAAACUACAGCUUUUAAAUUUGGGUUUUUCUGGUUCACUUAGAGAAACAGAGCAAGAGAGCAAAUUGAAUGAGUCUGAGCAAUUGUUAGAAACUCUCAUUUCACCUUCAUGCCACGCUAGCAAUUUUUGUACACAGCUGAACACCUACAAGAACAGCAAUGCCCACCUGCUUGACCAGUUACCUGAGCUCCCACAACAGCCAGAACCUCAGCUGACAGGCGCAAGCAACGUUAAUGACAGUCCUGGGGUGGUAAAAAGAGAAAGAUCAUUGGAGAGCUCAGAAAACACAAAUGGGAAUAUGGAAACACUUCCAAGGGAGACCACGGUUAAAGAUGUUAAGCCCCAGGCAUUGCCUUUCCUCCAUGUAGUGAGCAAAGAUGGCACCACUGCUCUACAGUGGCCCACAGAAUUACUUUUGUUUACAAAAACUGAGCCCUGUAUUUCAUAUGGCUGUAAUCCACUGUAUUUUGACUUCAGACUCUCUUUAAAUCACAGAGAUGGUAAACAGCAUGAAACAAACAAAGCAAGCUGUAAAGAGUACUCUAUAAAUAAGACUGCAGAUGAAAAUGAAGCCUCAGGUUUAAUAAAACACAAGCAAAUGUCAAAUGAACAAGAUAAUCAGUUGUUGAAACCAAAGAAGAUGAAAGGUUCCCUAAAUCCAAGAAAGGCCAAGCAAAAAGCUGAGUCAGACAUAGGGAAAGAAAUGAAUGAAAACGGUCAAAAAUGCAUUGCAGAUUAUUUAAAUGAAAAUAUACCCAAAGUGCCUGCUUACCUUGAUGUCUCACAAAAGGAUUAUGUGACAGAAAAAAGUCUUCAUACAACAACACUGAGAAGACCUUUAAAGCAUCAUUUUCAUAGCUGUGAAAGAAAAAACCAGAACAUUAGAAAUGAAAGCAUUUCCUUUUCUGCUUUUAUGUCUAGGAUUAAAAAGUCUAAAGCUGCAAAAUGCCAUUUUAUUUAUUCUGAGGAAAAACGUGAAAUCCAAAAUGACUGCAGAUCCAUUCAAGAUGUGGCCAGCUGCAGCAGUGACAUAAGUGACAGUGGAAAAGACUCUAGUGGAAGUUUCCUUAGUUAUAAAUCCAGUUCAAACAGCAGGUAUUCAGAAAAUGAAAGAUGUGGAAGUUACAUGGGAUGCUGGAGAUUCCCAUCUCCUCAAAAGUCCUCCUCUGACAGACAUUCCAGCUAUUCUGACACUUCAGUUAGUGGUACGAGUAGCUACAUGAGCUACAUGAGUCCCACAUUGAACAAUCACAGCAGAAACCAUUUGCUUUUUUGUUGUAAAAGAAAAAGCAAGACAGCUGAAAGGCACAAAUGUAAACACAGAAAGCACAAGUGUAUUUUCACUUCUAAUGAUACAGAUGAGGAUUACCUUUGUUGUAGCAGAACUCACAGAACUAGAAACUGUACGCAGAGGGGCACACUUAAAUAUAGAAGGUGUUCAAGACAUAGAGUUUUACAACACAGAGACAGAUCUAAACACAGCAGAUGUAGACACCGGCAUUUUGGCAAAGUGCACAGUGGAAGUAGAAGCUACCAUAGGUCCAAAAGUUGUUCCACCAGAGACUCAGGAAGCAGCGAAAGAUCAUCUAAUAGCAGAAUAUCAAGAGGUAGCAGUUCAGGAUCCUUCUCAAAAGAGACUGACAACUGUGGUGACAAAUCAAAAGACGACGCAGAAAGAGGUUCUAACACUGAAAUGGGAAAAGCUGAAACUGCACAUUACGAGUCUCUGAAUGUGAAUGGUCAGCCAAAAAACUUUGCCACCUGCUCUUCUGAAACCCUGGCAAAAGACAUAUGUGGAAAAAGAAAGUCGCUGACCGCCAAGUUACUUUUAGAAAGAGUGCAGUCCAAGAAAACCCAGGAACAAAUGCACGAUUCAGAGAGAUUUUCAAACACUUGUGGGGUAGAAUUAAGGGAUCACUCACGAAGUCACUUUGCUCUUCAGUUUUCAUCAUCGGUAGAUGACAUUGCAAUGUUACCUCUGCCAAAGAAACUGCUAAGUGUAGGUAAAAAUGACACGGGGCAUAAUGAAAUUAGUUCAUUGGAAACCAGUGUGAAGAAAAACAACUUUGAAGCGUCAGAGAUAACUAAUGUUGCUCUUUCAACUGGCACUGAUUAUGAUCAUUGCCUUUUUAAAGACAUCAUUCAAAUAGGAACAGGCUAUCAGAGCCCGAGCAUAAAAAGGAACACGGCAAUAAAGGAACAAUCCAAUCUCUUCAUUAGUGAAGUGCAACCCUUUAUACAAAGCUGUGACCCAGUACCAAAUGAUUUCCCUGGUGCUUUUCCCUCUAAUAGAUAUUCUGUUGUUGCUAAUUCAACAGAGACCAAAGAAGAACUACAUGAUGUAAACAUGGACUCAAACCGGGCAGAAGGCAGUUCAGACUCUCUUUGUGACAAUGCUAUGCAGAAGUAUGAGGACACAGCAAAUGACCUAGAAGUGUACAGCAAAUCCACCUCCCCUCCUUCAACGCAGCAGCCUAUCACAUUUUCACCAGAGGAAGUAGAAAAAUACAGGUUGCUGCAGCUGCAAGCCCAGCAGCAUAUGCAGAAACAACUUCUGGCAAAACACCUGAAAGUUUUGCCUGCCCCAGGACCAGCUGCCUUCUCUGCAACACCAGCAGUUCCUGCCCUCCCUGUUCAUCAGCACGCUACUGUCACCACCAUCCACCACACACUGCUGCAACGCUUUGCUGUCUCGGCAUCUGUACAUCCCCACAGCAGCCAUCUCUCCCUGGCCCACCUCCACCCCCUCUCUCAGGCACAUUUUGCCCCCAUACCACUUUCCCCAUUAGCACCAGCCCUCAUUCCCACCCACCCUGCUUUGCUGACAGGACACCCAUUGCACUUGGUCUCCGCCACCCCUCUCCACCCUUCCCCACUGACCUUUCCCACACUGCCACACACUGCAUAUAUCCCAGCCUUAUUUACACCACACCUGAAUGCAGCCACACCUUCUGCUAUACAUCCAAAUCCCUUUGUUCAUCCAUUAUUCCAAGGGCAAGAGCCCCAUCACCAUUCUUGCUCUAGCCAGACCCAACAGUUACCUACAAUAAAAGAAGUUUUCAGUGUUUCUAGCUAUUUAAACUAGCCCAAACAAUUACACCAUGGCUCCAAACCCAAAUUUGAAUAAUAUAAAUUAUUCAGUGUUCAGUCACGUCUGAGGGGAAAUUUACUGUUUUGCUGAGAGCACAACAGCAAAUAUUUUAAAGUCCACAUUCUGACUGACAGCAUAUGAACGUUGAUUUAGUUCUCAUAUGUCUGGGUAAAAGCUGGUUUAAAGUCUUUUAUGAUACUAUCACAAGGAGGACAGGGUCCAGCUUCUAUUCUACAGAAGGGUUGGAAAGAACAGUCUGAAGUGAAGACUGUGACUGUCAGUAGGAAUGGGACCACAGCACCCAGACACCACGGGACCAAGAACAUCAACACUGAUGAGUGGUUUAAAGUAGUGCAAUAUAAGGUAGAGCAAUCUUGACACACCUCAGAGGUGUGCUUUUCUGAGUGUCUAUAUGCAACAGUAUAGUACUUGGUCUGGUUAAGGUAUUUCAGACUGAGCAAAAAAGAAGGUAUCUGGGACCACAAGUCCCUGGUUUUGACUCCUGGCCAAAAUAAACUGGGGAGCCCCAGAGUGAGGGGUGAUGAGUUAACACUGGAAGAAGAGGGUCACAACAUCUCAAGGAUACUUUAGUGAUUUUGUCCCUGGGAUACAUUGCUUAGACAGUGUAAAGAGACUCCAGUCUGGCCACAGGUAUAUAACAAAAAAUUCCCUUAGUGUAGGGGGCUCUGUGCUGGCACAAGCAGACUGCUACUUUUCUCCCUGAGCCAAGCAUCCAAGAAGGCAAGGGAAAGAAGGGGAUGAAGCCAAGUUCUUUGGCAUAGGCUGCCUGUGGCUGUAGCAUAGGGUAUGUCAGGGGUGGGCAACAGCAGCCCAGAAUUGCCCAGCAGCUAGUGCUGGCUUUGAACCUCAGAGGUCCUUGGCCAAGACUGCAACAAUUCUUUCCUACCAGAGCUCUAAUGAGUGGGAGAGUCUUGCACAAAGAAUGUGUAAAUAUGUUUCAUCCCUUUCACAAACAACAUGAACAAUUGGCUGGUCCUAUAAAAUUGUGCUGAUAUUCAUAAAAAUGCAGAAGUAAAAUUCUGAGCAGAAACUGGCUCUCCAGGUCAAGUCUCAUAGAAAACCAUGCCACAGUUCUCAGCAUUUCAAGGUAUAUUGAAUCUAAAGAAAUAUGUCAAGAUUCUCGCAUGGCUUCCCAAACUCUCAACAUACAAACUGAAGUUCUGAAUCUGCAAUGUUUGAAUGCAUGUAUCCAACCUUCAGGGUAAUGCGUGGUUGAAAUUGCUAGUAAAAACUGUGUAUCUGGAAAUAGGUGAGGGCUUCAGCAUCUCUUUGAAUGGCACAAUCUGACUAUUUUUAUAAUGUUUCUAACUCAACAUGGGAUAUUUAGCAUGAAAUUAAAUUCAUAAUUGUGGUUAGACUGCAGGCAUGCUUCGCAAUAUAAUUGGACAGUGAAGUGUCUGACAGUACCUCUUUGGAUUAGAAACAUUUGAAAUAAUUUCAAUUCAUUCACAAUAAUGCAGUGCACAAUUAAUAAUGUAUCUUUCAGAAUCCAUAUAAAACAUAUUAAAAAACUUUUGGAGGAUUUUAUUCCAUUAUAUUUGGCUAUCUGAAGAAACUGAGAAAUCCAAUUGCAAUUAAGUUGAGUAUUUAAAAUAAAACUUAGGACCAAUUUUCUAACUUAGUUUUCAUCAAAGCAGAUUGAUACACUGCAAUAAAAUGGAAUUGUUUUAAUUUCUAAAAGCAGCUGCUUCAACAUAAACUGGUAUUAUGCCAAACUUUUCAAAUGGCUUUAGAAGUUAUAACUGCUUGUUUUGUAUUUUCAAAGUUAAAGUUUCUUUGGAUACUUAACACUUUAGCCAUCAAAUAAAAGCUGUCAGGAAAAGAUCUGGAGACUGAGCAGAAGUAAAACAUUUUUUUAUUCAAAAUGUUGGUGAAACCAGCACCCUCAAGUAUCUUUUGGUUGGAUUCCCAGCUGAUUUAUUAAUUUCAUUAACAAAAUGCCUUUUUGGAGUUACUUAUCUUUAUGGUUUAAUUUUCUCAUUUUAAUUGUAGGGAACGUCUUUAAUUGAAAUUAUUGCUUCAGAAUUAAGGAAGUGAGAAAUUUUCUUUGGGAAAUAUGUUAAAAAUAAAUAAUUCCACAGUUUUAAAAUUCUUCCUUUCAUUUUUGGCUGAAAAUCUUCCCAAAAUUACAUCUGAAUUUCCAUAUAAUUUCUAUACUUCUGAAACUAUAUUUUCUGAGAAUCAAACAUAUUUCACUGAAUGUGACUCAACACCUCUGAAAAUUAGUACUUGCUUGCUUGGAUGAAGAUCCCUCACUCAGUGGACCACUUGGAAACAUUAGUCAUAAUUCUGUAGAAACACUCUGAAUUGGAUGUUUUAAAGGAGCAGGUCAACCUGUGCCCUGGAAGAGGCUGACUGAGCUGCACAGCCAUCACCACAAGUUCAGGGCUAAUACCAGCCUAAAAGAUGUAUUUCCAGCCCUACAAACUUUUAAAUUUAUGGGCAUAGUUCCAUUCCUAUUCAAGAAAAACCAGCUGUUCUCAUUGUAUACAAGAGUUAAUUUGAAUCCUAAGUAGGUAACACCAAGAGAAAAAAGUGGAACAGAAGAAAUGACAGGUUAAUCUCAUCUUUAAUGUGUACACACACAUUUUCUAUCCCUGCUUCUUACAGUCCAUGUUAAUAUUGUAGAAAUUCCUAUGGCAAGAAACUUGACCAAUUGAAACUUAACAAUUUCCUACUACAUAGAUCCUUUAUGGAAAAUAGUUAUAUACAUUUCCCUUAAUGUGUGCACAAUACAAUGGGAUUCUAGGAAGGAACCAAAUCAUAGGAUGUCCAUGCAUCAUUGUAUAUACCAACACGGAUGAUUUGGUAAGGCAAAUGAAUAGACAAUAAAGAUUAAAUUUAAUUCUUGGAACAAUGGCAAUUAGGAUUUUGAGAGGUAUUUAUGGAAAAAAGAGGGAUUAAGAAGGAACAGAAACAGCACAAUAGCAAAACAGCAAUCAUUGGCUACCAACAAAGAGAAUGUCCAAUAUUGUUCUUAGUACACAGAAGGGAUUUUCUUGGAGAAAUGUAAUAAAAAUAUCAGCACAGCUGAGGUGAUAUAUUUGCUCUGCUUGCUGCCAUAUUUGUUUUUCGUCAGUAAUGUACUUUAAAUAUGUCUCAUUAUCAUGAUUAAAAGCAUAAUUGAGCCUGAUGUAUGGAGCCAUGAUACAAUUUUGAUUUUAUUUAGACUGAUUUUUAAAAGACUUACAGUAUCCUGGUGGCAGCAAUAUAUACACUCCAAGUUAAUAAUCUAUUUUAGUUUGAUUGUAUAUUCUUGAUACAUAAUCCAAGGAAACAGGUCACCCAUACUGUAAAAUUCCAAUAAUAAAAGUUUCCUGAGUUACACAAUGAUAAAAAUUGGGGGGGGGGGGG